GCGUGUAUCAAACCAACAACAAAACCCUGCGGUGCAAACAGCGAUCUCUGAAUAGUAUCAUUAAUUAUGUUAUUAACUCUGUAAUAACUGAAAACAUGUAUUUAUUUGCGAUAGCCUUGUUGAUAAUGGUGGUUUCUCACGGAAGUUGUUAUUAUUCGAAAUGUUGCAAAAUCGAAGAGCACUUGGUUGAAAGAAACUCUUCUCAUACCUGUGUAGAAGAUAAAUUAAGACGAAUGUACGUUUUAACAAAUGAAACCGAUUAUCUAAAAGACAGUUUUGAUGGUGAAUGUGUGGAUACCAAAACGGAUUUUUCUACCUUCAAGGUUACCGGUGGAAAAGUUGUGGAGAAGGGGCCUAUGAACGAAAAUAUUUUUUCCAAAUGUUGCCCUUUAAAUUACACUUACAAUUCUGUUUUACAUUCUUGUGAAGAGUCAGAAGCUGACUUCAAUUUCAUGGAAGGGCCUUUCGUCAAAAUUGGAUUGCCCGGUUGUAAAGUUAUAGUAGACCAAGAGUUGACUGAUAUAACCCAAAAGUACCAUGACUUAAAACAUUCUGCUUCUCCAGAAUCCUAUUGUUUCGACAGGAACGAAAAAGGGUCAUUUGUUUACAGACAAUGCAAGAAGGAUUUAGAAGUUUGCGAAAAUAUCAGAUGUAUUAAAAAAUGCUGCCCUGAUGGUCAAAGUUUCAUAAACCGAUCCCAGUGUUUUGAUACUUACACGCAUGGAUUAAAUUUGUCUACUUUUCUGAAUGUAGACAAAGCUGAAGAGCCCUUCGCCGUCAUAUCAAACCGAAUAUGCCCUUCAAUAUUCAUAAUGAGGGAAGGACAGUACACUUUUCAUCUAGACGACAAGGGAAUAUUGACAUUUUGGCAAAAGAAGACUAAAUCUUUUAUUCCUUUCAAUGUCAGCGACAUGAACUCCUACUGUAUAGAGCAUACCCGUACACCGACCUUUGAUGGAUACCUAUUUUUUAUGUGUUUCCCAGAGGAGCCUGCUGCCAAGAAAUUUGAGUAUACUGUAUGGGCGAAAAUUCUCUCGUGUAUAUUUCUAGUUUUGACAAUUUUGGUGUAUGCGAUUCUCCAUGAAACCCGAAACGUUUUUGGGAAAUUACUUGUAAAUUAUUGCGCAGCAAUAUUUUUUAACGAUGCCGUGUUGACCUACGGUCAGUUGAGCCUUUUUCCGAGUCAUUCCAACUGUUUGGUAAGAGCCUUUAGUUUGAUAUUCUUAACAUCCGCAUCGUUUAGCUGGUCCAAUGUGAUAUGCUGCGACAUAUAUCGCACCUUUGGUUCAAUGCAGCAAACCAAGGGGCCUCUAAGGAAUAAACUUAAAAAAUUAUUUCUAUAUCUACUCUAUGGCUGGGGAGUACCAACUGUUAUGACUUUAAUAAUAGCUUUAUUUUACAAUUAUCGGGUUCUGCCCUACUCCAUUCAACCCUAUAUGGCUGAAAUAAAAUGUUUCUUCGACAGAAAGGAAGAAAAUUACUCUCAAGCUUUGUUUUUCAAUUUACCGCAUUUGAUUAUACAAUUAGUUAAUACAGUAUUUUUCAUAAAAACUACUAUUUACUGUUUGAAAGUAAAGAAUGAAAUUAAUAGAAUCAAAGACACGGUAUCAGAUGAGAGGAACAAACGCUUUCAAAAGGACAAAGAGAGAUUAUUUCUUAUAUUGAAGUUGUCUGUGAUCAUGGGCAUUUCAUUUAUGUUCGAAGUUAUAUCUUCAUUCUUUGACAUGAAGAAAAUGGGUACUACUGCCAUCUACAUAGAAAUAGUUUGGGAUCUCCUAAACUGUUUGCAAGGUGUUUUCAUAUUCAUCAUUUUUAUAUGCAAGCGAAAAAUAUACCACGAUUUGUUGAGAAAACUGAAGAUAUCAACUUCAAGAAACCUAUCAUUUUCAUCAGUAAGUACUCAAGUAACAGCUGCCUCAAGUAGGUCAUCUAAGAAGUCUUCGAAUGCGGAAAGUACCACUAACAUGUUAAAAACUUAGUCUCAUUUCACUUUGCUUGAAUAUUUAAAAUAUUGUACCUGGCAUACCAAAUAUUUAGAUGGAACCUUAUAUUUAUAAUUUAUGCAAGAUGUGUUAUUUCUAUAAAAUUGCAUGUUGAGCGAGAUGUCUGUUACCAUUGUAAUGCACCAAAUAUUGACAUAUAAGUGUUGUACUGUAUUUUUAUUGUUAUUGUUUUAUGUAUGUAGGUAUAUGUUUUAUGAUGUCAAAUACUUAUUGAAUGUGUGGUGAUAUUUAAUGUGAUAUUUCAGUGUUAAAUAAAAAAAAAGAUGUAGUUAUAUUUAUGAGAAAAAUCUGUCUUUAUGCACUUAAUGUUCUUUAUGUAUACAAAGGUAUUUUAAUGGAAUAUAAUUAAGUAAAAAAAAUACGAGACGCAUAAGAAAAUUCUUAAAUUAAUAUCCGGACUAUGCAACCAGACAUAUAAGCAAAAGUUAUACUUAUUUUUCGAGCAACGAAAAGUACAUUUAUAUGAUAUUUUGGUUGCCUAUUAGUGGGCAGGUUUUUUUAAAGAAUUUUGAGAUUGUAUAUCGUCUCCAUUACAAAAUAGUACCACCAUAAUUUGU
Molecule: messenger RNA, 2560 nt
Organism: Anoplophora glabripennis (Asian longhorned beetle)
Lineage: Eukaryota; Metazoa; Arthropoda; Insecta; Coleoptera; Cerambycidae
Product: G-protein coupled receptor Mth2-like
Exons: 7
Coding region: 96-1979 (627 amino acids)
Biological process (GO): cell surface receptor signaling pathway; G protein-coupled receptor signaling pathway
Cellular component (GO): membrane
Molecular function (GO): G protein-coupled receptor activity
Source: RefSeq, a predicted model, not a curated record